Messenger RNA from Dreissena polymorpha, 2026 nucleotides. RefSeq lists its product as uncharacterized. Bases 151 to 1578 code for a protein of 475 amino acids. The record is from RefSeq and is a predicted model, not a curated record. Lineage: Eukaryota; Metazoa; Mollusca; Bivalvia; Myida; Dreissenidae. The transcript is spliced from 3 exons.
UAUAUGCACGGACCAGGAAGAUUGUGUCAUUUGGGAAAAUAUAUAUUCUGUAGUGUGACACGACGCUGUAUAUAAAAUGGACGUAAACGAAUAAGUCAUUUUUUCUUUUGCUCGAAUUGAAUUCAGGGAUUGUGCGGAAGCCGACUGAAAAUGGCAGAAGGAGGCGUCAACCUUGCGGUGUCAAAAACUGAAAGCGCUCCCGAAGACAGUCUUUACAGUCGUCACUCUAAGAAUUAUGUCGAAAGUGUGUCCGUGGAGAUCUGUACUAUAAUGACCCGCUUGGGUUACGGCGAGGAGAUAAGACGUUGGCGGGUUGAGAAAUAUAGGGAGUUGGAUAGGCUGCAGGAUUUACCAAUCACCGCUGGAAGCAAGGCAGAGGGGCUGACCUGCCGGUUCGAAAGUGACUAUGAUAUUUUAUACCCGCUGAGAAAUGUCCUCAGUGUUGAAACUGGUAUCAAUCUUCACACCAUACCAGGACACAUAGAUGUAUUUAGGAUGGAUACACGUGUAUACCCAGGACACUGCAGACUGUUACAAGAGAGACCAGCGCAUGAACGUUUGGUAAUAAUUGAAAAUUCUCUGUCUGAUAAUGGAUAUGGAGACGUUCUUUUAAGUAGCAGUUUAUUUGUAGAUUUUUUGGCGGGACUAUUCGACCUAGGCACAAGCGCUCUUGAGUUAUUAUCACCUAGAUUAGUGCGACAUGAACGCGCGGGACCUUCAAUACCGAGUACAGUUGAUGGAAUUCCUAUGGAUAUGGUAUUUUCAAUACGCUGCCACUGCCCCAGCAUCCUAAACAGAUGGGCUACCCGACCCCGUCAUUGGCCGUCACCAGUCGUAGUUAAGAAAGUCGUAUCAUUGGGAGCUUAUGUAACCCCGGUAGGAUGUAAGGGAAGUGAGAACAAGAACUCAGAAUGGAGGAUGUGCUUUAACACCGGUGAGACAGAACUAGUGAACAAUCUUAGUGACACACAAGUGAAAGUGUAUGUUUUGCUUAAAAUGAUCCUCAAACAUGUCCUUAUGCCUUGUAAGAAAGAAAUAACAUCUUAUGUGAUGAAAAAUAUUGUAUUGUGGCAAGCUGAGAGUAACCCACAGAACCGGUUUAAUGCACGGAGUUUGUUUCACUGGCUGCAUGACGGACUGAGGGAACUUAGAUCUGCUAUUGCCAAUAAAAACCUAUCAUAUUUCAUGAUUCCGGAGAGAAAUUUAAUGGAAGGCAGUGGUUUGGAUGACAAACAGCAAAGUAAAUGGGUAGCAGAUAUCACGGACAUGAUGGUGGAAGGACCGAAGGUGUUACUGAGAUUGCCGAAGAUACGACAGGCCGUUGUCGCGUCCCCAGAGCCAAUGUUGUGGUUCAUGACGAUAAGAAUGGAGGUAGAGAUGCUGUGGGUGAUGUAUAUGAUAAGAUGUGAGAAAUGUAAGGAUGAGAACGGAGUAGUGGAUUAUUCUAAUGCUCGACUGCAGCAGAUAUUGUUUCGCUUAUCAGAGAUACUGACGGAGGUGAUAUUCCCAAUGUUCGUAGAAGGUUGUCCUCUUGAUAAACUGAAUCUAUGGGAUAUGUUGCGUGCAAUUUUAGGGUAAAAAUUCACUUAAGUGCAGGUAAAGAAAUGGAGCUUGAGGAGAUUACCAGAGACAUUUGAUGUAGAGAUGAGAAAGUGGUUGUGGUUUGACUUGGAUAUACCAUCCUGUAGGAGCUACAAUGCCGUUGUUUGACCAGAAAUGUUAGCAAUACUAAUAUUGUAUUAAUAUAUUAACGUGUGCCGUUUUGUUAGACUGCACUUGUCGACUUGAAAGCGCAUGCGGUUCAUUGUGACUUGCUAAAAGGAAGAUGAGUCCAAACGCACAUUAAUGAACUGACGAUGUAAUUAUAUUUGAUUAAUAUGCUUUGCCAGAAUAAUAUAUACACGACUUAAUAAACUUACUGUGUAAUUAUCAUUAAAAUGUGUCUUAUCAUGUAUAUGCUUUCCCAUUAUAAUAUAUACAUAACUUAAUAAACUGACUGUAAUUAUCAUUAAAAUGAGUCUAAGGC